Molecule: messenger RNA, 6269 nt
Organism: Alligator mississippiensis (American alligator)
Lineage: Eukaryota; Metazoa; Chordata; Crocodylia; Alligatoridae
Gene: ZNF362
Product: zinc finger protein 362
Exons: 9
Coding region: 945-2519 (524 amino acids)
Biological process (GO): negative regulation of transcription by RNA polymerase II
Molecular function (GO): RNA polymerase II cis-regulatory region sequence-specific DNA binding; DNA-binding transcription repressor activity, RNA polymerase II-specific
Source: RefSeq, a predicted model, not a curated record
AUUUUCUCUUUCUCCCUUCGGAUUGUUUAAUGGAAAAGUGAAUUGAAUCUGAAUGUACCUAUCUUUUAAAAAGCAGAUGGCUGUGAAUGUUGCAUGCUGGUGAGCAGGGGCACAGGCUUUUGGGGGAGAGCAGGGCUUUGAUUUCAGCAGAAAGCGAUGCUGCCGAAGGGGAUGUUUAAUCGGGCAGAUUUUGCAGUUGCGCUGGAGCAGGAAUGUGGUGUUUGCAGUGUGGAAUCUGCAGCUUUAGGAACCGCCACGAUUUUUCGUGCGGCUGCAUAGAUGGGUCUGUGCAUAUGUGAACAUAGGUCUAGCCUGUGCAGUGUGCAGUGUGUGUGCCUCUUCUAUUUAUAUGUGCAUCCUUUAAAUGCACGCUACAGUCUGCUGUGUAGUGUUUGAGCCUGAGAGCGAAGAAUAGGGAUGUUAUUUUAAGACUUAAAUGAUUUAUUUUUAGAAAGCUGCUGGUUGGGAAGCCUUGUCGAGUGUAGACCUAAGCAUGCCUCUUUCUCUCACUGGAUUGUGCUUUUAGUCUCAUUCUGAAAACGGAUGCACUUUUAUUUGCUGGCUGUUUGGGGGAGAUGAAGUGCCAUUUCUCAGCUGCCUGUCUGCGCUGUUCUUUGACUGUUGCUCUUUGACUGAUCUGAGAGGGGCCUGUCCGAGGCCUGGGGAGCUGGAGAGAGAUUUUUAGGGAGGAAGUAAAAGUUUACAAUGGAUCUUGGUUUGAAAGUUGGAGAAGGGGAGGAAUCUAGUUAGGCCCCAGCACUGCAGCCAACAGCCUCUCGGGAUGGGCUCACUGCUCUCUGAUUUUGGGGCAUUUUGGGUAAAAUAUUAUAAUUUUUGCUUUGGGCCAGAUAUUCCUAAAUGGUAUAGACCAGUCCCAUUUCUGAAGCCAGUCCUCUGACUUCACUGGGGAUCAUCAUUUGUGGGGUGCUUUCUGUGUAUUUGGGAUGUGUAUUGGGGUGUGUGUGAAGUUAUCCUCCUUGUCCCCUAUAGAAACACAUCUUGCGUGCAGCGUCUGUACUCUGCUAGAUCUGGAGAUGGACAGAUAUGAGGGGAAGCAGCGACAGUUCGGACAGAGGAUGGCGGAGCCUCGCUUUAACAACCCCUACUUCUGGCCUCCCCCUCCCACCAUGCCCAGCCAGGGGCCUGUUGCUACCAGCACAGGGGGUCAGUGGGGCAGCCUUGGGCAGUGGAGGCAGCACAGCACGCAGUGCUGGUUGACAGUGUGGGGCAGGAGCCCAGAGCCACAUACUCGUGCCUCGGGGCAGGCCUCGGGGCAGGCCGUGGGGAUGUCAGACAUGUCGGAGGCAGCAUCCAGCCCCCAACAGGCACAGCGGAGCCCCCCUGAGCAGCUGGACAACCUGGUUCUGAUCAAUAAGAUCAAGGAGCAGCUGAUGGCAGAGAAGAUCCGGCCCCCACACCUGCCGCCCACCUCGGUCUCCUCCCAGCAGCCCCUGCUGGUGCCUCCCUCGCCCGCCGAGAGCAGCCAGUCCAUCAUGUCGCUCCCCAAGCUGCAGCAGGUCCCCGGGCUGCAUCCACAGGCUGUUCCCCAGCCCGAUGUGGCCCUGCAUGCCCGGCCGGCCACCAGCACCGUCACAGGGUUAGGGCUGGCCUCCCGCGCCCCGGCAGUCAGCACCUCAGAGACCAGCACAGGCACGGGCACCGGCACCAGCACGCCCUCCACCCCCACCUCCACCAGCCAGAGCAGACUCAUCGCCUCCUCGCCCACCCUUAUCUCAGGGAUCACCAGCCCACCCCUCCUGGACUCCAUCAAGACAAUCCAGGGCCACAGCUUGCUGGGGGCGCCCAAGUCGGAGCGCGGGCGGAAGAAGAUCAAGGCUGAGAACCCGUCGGGGCCGCCCGUCCUGGUGGUGCCCUACCCCAUCCUGGCCUCAGGCGAGACUGCUAAAGAGGGGAAAACCUACAGGUUGGGACACAAGCGGUGCAAAGUCUGCCCCCUGACCUUCUUCACCAAGUCGGAGAUGCAGAUCCACUCCAAGUCGCACACCGAGGCCAAACCCCACAAGUGCCCACACUGCUCCAAGUCCUUCGCCAACGCCUCCUACCUGGCCCAGCACCUGCGCAUCCACCUGGGCGUGAAGCCCUAUCACUGCUCGUACUGUGAGAAGUCCUUCCGCCAGCUCUCCCACCUCCAGCAGCACACCAGAAUUCACACUGGUGACAGACCCUACAAGUGCCCGCACCCCGGCUGUGAAAAGGCUUUCACGCAGCUCUCCAACCUCCAGUCUCACCAGCGACAGCACAACAAGGACAAACCCUACAAGUGUCCAAACUGCUACCGGGCGUACACGGACUCAGCCUCACUGCAGAUCCACCUCUCGGCACACGCCAUCAAACACGCCAAGGCCUACUGCUGCAGCAUGUGUGGCAGGGCCUAUACCUCGGAGACGUACCUGAUGAAGCACAUGUCCAAACACACCGUGGUGGAGCACCUAGUGAGCCAGCACUCGCCUCAAAGGACGGAGUCACCCGGCAUCCCAGUGCGGAUCUCACUCAUCUAACCCGGGGCUCCCUCCCUCUACCCCGCGCAGCCCUCCCUCCCUCCAGUUCCAGAUCGUCGGGGCGAGGGAGCAGCUUGGAGACGGUCACGAGAACCACCCCCAGCACCACCGCCGGCGCCCAGGCCCGCUGGGCAGCGGGCACGACAGCAGCGAGCCGCAUUCGUGGGAGAAACAAAUGCAUUUGUAUUUGGCCCUGGUCCCUCCCAUGCCCCAUGGGGAUGCCGGGACCCAGCCCGCAGUUUUGGUGACAUCCAAAGACGAUUUCAGAGCACUUUGAAUCUCUGUGUUUGGUUUCUUCUUUCUUUUGUUCCCAUUUGUUUCUCUGCCCCUCCCCUGGCCACUCCUUCCCUUUCUUCUCAUUUUGGAUACAAAUAUAUAUCUAUUUAUUGGCCAAGAAGUUGGUGCUGCUAGAACAGAAAAUCAAACCCGGACACAAACUCGCUGGAGGCCGCGGGGCAGGGCAGGACCCAGGGCCAGGCGCUCGGGCUCCCCCACCGUCACUCUCAGGAGCCCCUGGGACAUGACCACGGCUCGGUGGAGGGCCGGCUCUUGGCAUCGCUGACCUCUCCUGGACUCCUUAGGAGCCGCUGUGAGGCCGGCGAGAGGAGAGAGGGUUCAUCUGUUGGCUGGAGAGUGAGAGCCCGCGCAGGCAGAGAUGGGCAUGCAAGCAGUGGCCUGGUGCCAGGCCUGCCAAGCAGCACUGCAGGAGGGAGACCUUUGUCCCGGUACCUCUGUCCCUGGAGCACGUGCUUCCACCCUGCCGUCCAGCUGCUUUGGGACACCGGCUGCUUCCUUUCACGUACCUCAUGCUGUUGGUGCUGUGCUGUAUUCGCCCACCUGCCCCACGGCACAGGCAGGGCUGUGGGCCAUGCACGCGCCCCCCUGGCCGCGCUGGGGCUCCCCGUGCUGCCCGUGCUGAGGCUGAGGUAAGUGCGGGCCACUGGAGGACUCAAUUGGUGCUCGGCCGGGCUGCAGCCAGGGCUGUGUAAGCCAGGGGGCAAGAGCAGGAUGUGCAGGGCGAUUCAGAGGCACAGCCCACAGAGCCGACACCUCCCAGUGCAGGCGCCGUUGGCUGUGCGUGGCCGUGGCCGUGGCCGUGGCGGGCUGGAGUCCCAGCGUGCCGUGCUUCCUUCUGUUUGACCCAGGCAACCUCCAGCCCGAUCCAGACAGGGCAUGGCCCGCUGUGGACAGGGGUCUCUGCAAGCCGCGCCUCCUUGGUAGAGACAAGGGAGGGCACCGUGUGCAGGGCAGUGUUUGGCCGGCCCAGGAGCCGGCCAGCCUGGGAGCAUCCCCACCCCUCCUAGGCCACUGUCCCUGCCACGUUGGCACGAGCAGGGCAGGCGCUCGGGCACGGUGUGGAGGAGAGAGCUACAAGUGGGAGCAUGGGGCUGGUAGCCGCUCACAUCCUGCCCCCCGGCCCUGCUGGGGUAACUAGAGCUGUCUGCAGGCCCGUGCUCAGAGGAGAUGCAUGUGCCCAGGACAGGGGAGCAUGAGCAUGAUUCUGCUCCCCGCGGGUGCUGAGCUAUGUGAGCUGCCCCGGGUGAGCUGAGCGAGGCGGCAUGGGGACGGAAGGACAGGAAGCGAGUGCCCGCGAAAGGGGAGCCAGCUCUUUGUGAAGCCGGUAGCCCUCCCGCGCCCUCUGCCAACAGGGCUGCAGACCAGGAAUGUCUCCGUGCCCCAGAGACGUGCAGGAUGAUGGAGCCCUGAGCAGGUGGUGCCCCAGCCCCUCCGCACUAGGUCCCCUCCUCUCCAUUGUCUGUGUCCCUGGCACAGCUCCAGGGCACAUCCCCUGCACUGCCAGAGGAGUCACAACAUGCCUGUCUGGUCCGGCUGCCAGGUGCCACCCCACAAGCAGCCAGGCCCUGGGCCACUGCAGCGUCCAGGCCCUGCAGACAUGGAGGUUGGGGGUGGCUGGAUGGCUCUUGCAGGUCGUGCUUGCACCUCCCUAUUGUGGUUGGGAUGAGGAGAAACUGCUGAUGGUGCGGAGAGCCCCGGAGACCAGCUGGCCAGGGCAGCCCGUGCGUUGGGUGGCUGCCGGCAGCGAGCAGGAGGCCUCCGGGGUCAGGCACAGGGUCCUUUGAGCCUAGCCCCGCUUCAAAACCACUUUUGAUCCCCGUCGAACCCUCUCCACAAGCUGAGCCACCUCCCGCCAUGUUCAAACCGGGUCCCAGCGCCCAGCUGCAUGUGGUCUGACUGGUUGAGCAUAACCCACCCAUAACCCAGCUCUCUCCAUGCUAGAAUCCAGAUUGAAAAUGGCUGAGCAGGGCAAAGCGGCUGUUUCCAAAUACUGCUGUGGUCAGUAUAGCUCUGCUGGGGCCUGCACUUGUGAUCAGCUGGGGCUGACCCAGCUGCCAUGGGCUCAGGAGGGCGAGGGCAGGCUCUUGGGGGAGUCUAAGUAUGAAUGCAGCUCCCAGGGUCCGUGGAACAGGCUGGCGCUCUCCUGAAUGAGCACAGGGACCAGCGGGGAGCAGAUCUCCCGCGGCUGCACCUGGGACCCAAGGACCGUCUCGCCUGCUCUGCCCUGGGUGCUCAGAGGGGGCUGCUCGCUGUCCUGGGCCGUGUCGGUCUUCCCCUCCACUGUACCGGCCACACCUGGUGGACUUUGGCUCCAGGGGCAGUUGGGCUGAGGGUGACUGGCACCAGGUGCCCGCCUCGCCUCUGCGGAGGCCAAGCAGAGCUGCCAACAGCCCCCUCCAGUCCCAGGGAAGGGGAUGCAGCAAUAAGGAGGUGCAGGGGGCAGUGCCCACCCUGACUGCUGGAGAGCCCAGCACCACUGCAGCCCAGCUGGUGGCACUGGCUGCGGGCGCUGGUUCUCCAGCUGAGCCUCUCCCAGGCCUUGGUGUGAGACGCACUCCCCCCCACCCCCAGUCCCAGCGGGGCUGUGCCAGGUCUCUCGCAAAGGACCUACCAGAAGACGGGUCCUCUAGCCGCAGGGGUCUUUAAAAGCAGAAGAGGUCCUCCUGCCCCAGGGGAGGGGACGUGCCUCUCGGCCCCCAGCACUGACUCCGCAGUCCGGGUUUCCCGCCACGCAGGUGACACGGACUCCCCGAUUUGGCAAGCAGACUGGCUCCUCUCCACAUGCUUGCAAAGCCAUGCCCGCCCUGAGCGCGUGUACAUAGGACCUGUGUACAGAGAAGGAAGAACAGCCCCACCUCCCAGAAAGACUAGACAAAACUCAUAUAUAUUAUGUACUCUUCGGUUCCGUUUUGGAUAUUAACUGUGUUAUUUUUUUAUACACUUUUUAAGCCUUAACUAUAUCAUUGUUUUACCAGGUUGUUUGUUUAUUGCCUACUCCUCUGUUUAUUAAUUUGAACCUCUUUUUAUUCCUCGGCCCUGUCCCCUGCUCUUUGUUUCUGACGUGAUGUUGUACGAUAUUCAAUAUUGUAACCUUUUUUGUCAGCAUGUUAAUACCGUGUAAAUAGGCCUCUUAUACAUACUGUUAACACAUCUCUUUUUUUUUUGUUUGUUUCCUUUUUUUUCUAUAUGAGAAUCCAGGCCACAUGUCUCUAGAGCUAGUUAAUACCUUAUUAAAAAAAGAAAAAGGAAAAAAAAAGCCCCCCCUCCCCUGUUUCUGUCUUGCAUUGUGGUGAGUGGGAAGCCCUGCAGAGGCUGUGGCUUCCCAAUGGAAAGUUUGCAUUAUGUUUAAAAUCCAGCCAACUGACCGGCCGGCGUCAGGAAAAAAAGAAAAAGAAUUUUGCUCUUUGUAUUUCUCUGUUGUGAAAAAAAUAAACUGUACAUGCAAACUCCUGA